AAAUUCUUUCAAAGUCUAACUAUCCAACAAUUGCUGAUUUAUGUCUUAUUAUUUCAGGUUUAUUCAAUCAUCUUAAUGCCUUUAAUAGUGACUAUCAAGAUAUGAAUGCAGUAGUAUCUAAAAUUAGAGAAAAAUUAGAUGAAUACUGGCCAAUUAUGCAAGAAGCGAAUAAGAUUGCUGCUUUUUUUGAUCUACAUUUUAAACAAAUUGUUUAUUCAGAAAAUUCAGCAAAUAAAAUUUUGGCUUCAAUCUGUGCAAAUCUACCAGUAAACUCUGAAUCUAUAGUUCAACCUCCACAUAUCUCAAAGCAUGAACUUACUCAAUAUUGGGAAAUAAUUGCUCCACCUGAAGAAACUUCUGUUUGUGAUUGGUGGAAAGCUAACCAAAUAGCUUUUCUGAAUUUAGCUACUAUGGUAAAAGACUACCUAGCUAUUAUGUCUACUAGUAUUCCAUGUGAACAACUAUUUAGUUUAGCUAGAUUAACAGUUACUAAAUUGCGAAACUCUCUUGAUAAUGAAACAGUUCGAGCUAUUUUGUGUUUAAAAUCUUGGUUUAUUGAAGACUUACUAUUCUAA
Molecule: messenger RNA, 575 nt
Organism: Racocetra persica
Lineage: Eukaryota; Fungi; Glomeromycota; Glomeromycetes; Diversisporales; Gigasporaceae
Source: the annotation of a GenBank genome assembly